CACAAACACCAUAUAAGCUCUAACCUCUCUUAUCAUUUGAUCAUUCCCUUCUUCUCCAACCAUAUACACAAACAUAUAGACAAACACACAAAUAUAUAAAGAUGAUAUGCGAGGAGACAUAUCAUCAGCAACCACAGGCACCGAUCAAGGAACAUAUGAUGACGAUGAUGAUGAUGGAUCAACACCAAAUUAGGAAAUCACCAUUAUCAUCAUCGCCAUCUUCACCGUCAUCAUCACCUAGGUCACCAUCAUCACCUAGAUCGCCAUCAUUCAACAUUAACAAUGAGGAAGAGAGAUUAGAAGUUGUGAACAUGAGUGGGAUGGCCUUAGAAUCUCUCCCAAAUCCAUCAAUCAAUCUAGCUCAGAUUUGCAAGCUUGAUCUCUCCAACAAUUAUCUCCAGACCAUACCAGAAUCACUUACAGCAAGACUACUCAACUUAAUAGCAUUAGAUGUUCAUUCUAAUCAGCUCAAAGCUCUUCCAAAUUCCAUUGGCUGUCUCUCCAAGCUCAAGACCCUCAACGUCUCCGGCAACUUUCUUGUUUCCCUUCCCAAAUCUAUCCAGCAUUGCAGGUCUCUGGAAGAACUUAAUGCAAACUUCAACAAACUCAUUAGAUUACCAGACUCCAUUGGAUAUGAACUCACCAAUCUAAGGAAGCUCUCUGUCAACUCCAACAAGCUCAUCAGCCUCCCAAUCUCCAUUACUCACCUUACUUCUCUCCGUGCCCUCGAUGCUCGUCUCAACUGCCUAAUGAUUCUCCCAGAUGACCUCGAGAAUCUCAUCAACCUCGAGAUCCUCAAUGUCAGCCAGAACUUCCAGUACCUUACAGCCCUCCCAUCUUCCAUUGGCCUCUUAAUGAACCUCAUCGAGCUUGAUGUUAGCUACAACAAGAUCACUGUCUUACCUGAGUCCAUUGGCUGCAUGAGACGGCUGAGGAAGCUGAGUGUUGAGGGAAACCCACUCGUAUCCCCUCCUGCUGAGGUGAUGGAGCAGAACUUGCAAGUGGUGAGAGAGUAUCUGACACAGAAGAUAAAUGGUACAGCACCAAAAAGUCCCAGCAAGAAGAAGUCAUGGGGGUUUGGUAAGCUAGUGAAGUAUGGGACGUUCAAUGGUGGAUCAAGAAGCUGGAAUAGGGAAGAGAGAGAAGGGUUCAUCAUGCCUGAGUACCGUUCCAUUGACAGUCUUGCUUCACCGAGGUACUCUGGAAUGUUCUCCCCUCGCCGUCUCUUUUCUCCAAGAAGUUAUUUCAGCAGAUAAAACUCAGACAACAACAGAGAGGUUCCAUAUUGCUACACACUAUAGACACAUCUGUAGCAUCAAGGCCAUCGUUUAAAAAUUAUAGUAUCAGUAAAAUGUAUAAAGAUUAUCUCAAUAUGUUCAUCAGUUUCUAGAUUUCUUAUUUUUUUUUCCUUUACAUA
Molecule: messenger RNA, 1417 nt
Organism: Brassica oleracea var. oleracea
Lineage: Eukaryota; Viridiplantae; Streptophyta; Magnoliopsida; Brassicales; Brassicaceae
Product: plant intracellular Ras-group-related LRR protein 6
Exons: 3
Coding region: 102-1256 (384 amino acids)
Molecular function (GO): protein binding
Source: RefSeq, a predicted model, not a curated record